AAAAGUAGAUAAGCUUCAUUUUAGUUUUUCUUUAUUACCUGAUUCAUUUCCUUUUUGUGGCAGAGUUUACCCAAGUUGAAAAGGCUCAACCUGGGUUAUUCUAAGAAACUUAAAAGAAUACAAGACAUUUCCCUGUCACCAAAUAUUGAAGAAAUAAUUCUCAGCGGCUGUGUAAAAUUGAAAGAAGUUUACUCUUCGACAUUCCUUAGCGAGCUCUGUUGUUUAUGUUUAGAUUUUUGUUCGAAUUUGAGGAGUGUAAAUAUUCCCAGCAAUAUUCUAUCCAGAUCACCAGGAUUGAUUCUUUUUUCCUCGUGUCGCAAGCUUGAAAUGUUUUCAACCACUCAAACCCAAAUAUGUUAUUCUCCACCAUCAUCAUCAUUAAUCGGUCCAAUAUUCCCUCAUGUCAAACUGUGGCGUCAACGUCGAAAUUUCUUUGGGGCGCCCAUUUGUCGUGCUAGCCUUCCCCCAAGACCCCAUUCCAAUGAAAUUUUCUCCAUUACUUUUGACCGAUAUUGGGGAGCAGAUGAAGAAAAUGAAGUGACUAAUAAUAAUAUACACGUAUAUGAUGAAAUACGGAUACAACUCACUGGAGGUGUGCCCUUAAACUUUCAAAGUCUCAAGAAGUUCUGUUUCAUAGAUCUCUCAAACUGUUCUUCCCUUACAAUAUUUCCAUUUGACCUUUCUGAGAUGAAAUUCCUAAAGAAACUUUGUCUCCGUGGUUGCUCAAAAUUGGAAAAUUUCCCCGAGAUUGAGGACACGAUGGAAAAUUUAGCGGUUCUAAUCUUAGACCACACAGCCAUACAGGCACUACCUUCAUCCUUGUGGCGUUUGGUAGGGCUUCAACAACUGAGUUUGCGAGGUUGCAAGAAUCUUGAGAUUAUUCCAUCUUCCAUUGGAAGCCUCAUCAGACUAUGCAAGUUAGACAUUACCUACUGUGAAUCACUUCAAACUUUUCCAAGCACCAUUUUCAAAUUGAAGUUGAGGAUACUUGAUUUGUGUGGAUGUUUAAGGUUGAGGACCUUCCCAGAGAUCACGGAGCAGACACAAACUUUUUCUCACAUUAACUUAAAAGAAACGGCUAUCAAAGAACUGCCUUCCUCAUUUGGCAAUUUGGUUAAUCUUCGAUCCCUGCAGCUCAACAAAUGCACUGAUCUCGAAUCACUCCCAAACUCCAUUGUUAAUCUAAAGCAUCUCUGUAAACUUGAUUGUUCGGGGUGUGCCAAAUUAACAGAAAUCCCAACACACAUUGGUAGCCUGUCGUCAUUAAUGGAACUGUCACUGAGUGAGAGCGGAAUCGUGAACCUUCCUGAAAGCAUUGCUCAUCUUUCAAGCUUGAAAUCACUUGAUUUAAGUGGCUGCAAAAAUCUUGAAUGCAUCCCACAGAUUCCACCGUUUCUAAAACAACUGGUGGCAUUGGAUUGCCCAUCCAUUAGACGAGUGAUGUCAAAUCGAAACCUCUCAGAUUCCAAAGAGGGUGUCUUCAAAUUUCAUUUCACCAAUGCCCAACAACUGGAUUCAGGUGCUCGUGCUAACAUUGAGGAGGAUGCAAGGCUCAGGAUGACCGAGGAUGCAUAUAGGUCUGUGUUCUUCUGUUUUCCAGGGACUGCAGUUCCUCAUUGGUUCCCUUUUCGCAGCGAAGGAUCUUCAGUGACUAUAAAUGAAGAUUUACGUUUCUGCAGCGAUGACAGGCUCAUUGGAUUCGCUUUGUGUGUGGUUUUGGGAGUCUUAGAUACGAAUGAUAUUAAUGGUAGAUACGGUUCUUUUCGUUACAGUCUAAAAUUUAAAUCUGAUGAUGAUGAUACACAGAUUAUUCCAAAUAAUGAUGCUCUAAACAACUAUUUCAAAUGGAAUUAUAAAGACAGAGUUGCCAAUCAAGAUCACGCGUUCAUGUGGAAAUUUAACUUGGAGUCUCUGAGGAGGAGCGGCAUGAGCCUUAGACUCCGUGAUGCUCGCAGCUUCACUUUUGAGAUUAGUCCAUUGGAUUCUAGCUUUCAGCGAGACUACAGAUCAAUUGUGAGAGAGUUAAAAUCAGUUGUCACAAUAAAAGGAUGCGGCGUAUGCCCUCUGUAUAGAAGCGGAAGCAAUGUUGCAGAGUCUUCAAGGGAAAAAAAGGGAAGAUAGGAAGAGGAAGGCCGAAAGCUACCUAAUCAGCUAGUUUCUUGUUC
This is a messenger RNA of Vigna angularis (adzuki bean), 2165 nucleotides long. RefSeq names its product protein SUPPRESSOR OF npr1-1, CONSTITUTIVE 1-like. Gene Ontology annotation, molecular function: protein binding. The transcript has a single exon. NCBI's taxonomy places the organism in Eukaryota, Viridiplantae, Streptophyta, Magnoliopsida, Fabales, Fabaceae. The record is from RefSeq and is a predicted model, not a curated record. The coding region runs from base 328 to 2121 and encodes 597 amino acids.